Cavia porcellus (domestic guinea pig) is the source of this 3884-nucleotide messenger RNA. RefSeq names its product centrosomal protein 76 (gene Cep76). Bases 167 to 2143 code for a protein of 658 amino acids. NCBI's taxonomy places the organism in Eukaryota, Metazoa, Chordata, Mammalia, Rodentia, Caviidae. Gene Ontology annotation, cellular component: centriole. Gene Ontology annotation, biological process: regulation of centriole replication. The transcript has 12 exons. The record is from RefSeq and is a predicted model, not a curated record.
GGGGCCUCCGCAUCGGCCCGUUUAAAAACAGUUGGCGCCGCCGCGCCCCGUUCUCGCCCAGCCGGGCUGACGCGGCGUCAGCCCUCGUGAGCUACCCUGUGUACCACAGAAGCUGUGGCGGUGCCGGGGCACCUGGAGGCGAGAGCGUGCUAGGGCGGCCGCCGGCAUGUCGCUGCCUCCAGAGAAAGCCUCCGAGCUGAAACAGCUCAUCCAGCAGCAGCUGAGCAAGAUGGAUGUCCACGGUAGGAUAAGGGAGAUCCUGGCGGAGACCAUCCGGGAAGAGUUGGCGCCAGACCAACACCUGUCAACAGAAGAUUUGAUCAAAGCUCUUAGACGUCGAGGAAUCAUUGAUGAUGUGAUGAAAGAACUAAAUUUUGUUACUGACAGUGUUGAGCAAGAACUUUCUGCUUCUCCAAAACAGUCUGUUGGUUUUGAUAAGCAGUCAACCUUAAAAAAAACUAAUAUUGAUCCAACACGGAGGUAUCUUUACCUUCAGGUUUUGGGUGGAAAAGCUUUCUUGGAACAUCUUCAAGAACCUGAGCCUUUACCAGGACAAGUUUGUUCAACUUUUACUUUAUGUUUACAUUAUCGGAAUCAGCGUUUUCGUUCUAAACCUGUUCCAUGUGCCUGUGAACCAGAUUUUCAUGAUGGUUUUUUACUUGAAGUACACAGAGAAAACUUAGGUGAUGGAACUAGAAUGGCUGAUUCAACAACAAUGUUAUCAAUAAGUGAUCCAAUUCAUAUGGUGCUAAUCAAAACAGAUGUUUUUGGUGAAACCGCCUUAGUGGCAUCAUAUUUUCUGGAGUGGCGAUCAGUUUUGGGCUCAGAAAAUGGAGUGGCCAGUCUGACGGUGGAACUUAUGGGUGUAGGUACAGAAUCAAAAGUUUCUGUGGGAAUUUUAAAUAUAAAAUUCGAAAUGUACCCACCACUCAAUCAAACACUAUCUCAAGAAGUAGUAAACACCCAGCUUGCUUUGGAGCGCCAGAAGACUGCAGAGAAAGAACGGUUGUUUCUUGUGUAUGCUAAGCAGUGGUGGAGAGAGUAUUUGCAGAUUCGACCCUCACACAACUCACGACUAGUCAAGAUUUUUGCACAGGAUGAGAAUGGCAUAAACAGGCCAGUGUGUUCCUACGUGAGACCACUUCGUGCUGGACGGCUGCUGGACACCCCGCGGCAGGCAGCAAGAUUCGUGAAUGUGCUGGGGUAUGAGCGGGCCCCGGUGAUUGGAGGAGGAGGUAAACAGGAGCAGUGGUGCACUCUGCUGGCCUUUCUCUGUAGGAACAAGGGCGACUGUGAAGACCACGCUAACCUCCUGUGCAGCCUUCUCCUCGGCUAUGGCCUGGAAGCGUUCGUUUGUGUGGGGACUAAGGCCAAAGGGGUGCCGCAUGCCUGGGUCAUGACCUGCGGGACCGAUGGCACCAUCACCUUCUGGGAGAGUUUGACAGGACACAGGUACAUCCACAAGCCUGCCACUCCUGACGAGCCUCCGCUUACUGAGCAGCCCAAACCGCUGCACCCGUACCGAACGGUGGGCUGUGUUUUCAAUCAUCAGAUGUUCUUGGGAAAUUGCCAGCCCUCUGAUGCUGUUGAAACCUGUAUAUUUGAUUUGAAUGAUGAAUCCAAGUGGAAGCCAAUGAGCGAAGAAGCGAUUAAAUCCGUAUGUGCUCCCGGAGCUACAACCUCCCUCCCGCCCUUCCCGCCACUGUGCGCAUCCACAGUGGAUGCGUCAGUGACCAGUAACGAAAUCGAAAUGCAGCUGAGGCUCCUGGUGUCUGAGCAUAGGAAGGAUCUGGGCCUCACCACUGUAUGGGAAGACCAGCUUUCCUACCUUCUGUCACCAGCCCUGGCCUCCUAUGAAUUUGAACGCACCACGAGCGUAUCUGCAGGCAACGAGGAGUUUCAGGAUGCCAUCCGGAGGGCUGUGCCCGACGGGCAUACCUUCAAGGGUUUCCCAAUCCACUUCGUGUACAGGAAUGCACAGCGUGCCUUUGCCACCUGUCUUCGCUCCCCUUUCUGUGAAGAGAUAAUCUGCUGCCGUGGAGACCAAGUGCGGCUGGCAGUACGCGUCCGAGUGUUCACUUACCCUGAAUCGGCCUGCGCUGUCUGGAUCAUGUUUGCUUGUAAAUAUCGCUCUGUGUUAUAGGACUAACAUUGCCACCAAAAUUAUACCUGCAUUUCACUGGCAUUUUCCACAUUGCACAUUACUAGCAGUUGGAAAUUACUUUAAAAUCACAAUCUAGCUUCGGUGUCAUGUUUCAGUUUUGUAUAGAUGCUUUAAAACAAUCAUGUGUGUAUUUAAAAAUAAAAAUGUGUGUAAAUCUUAGUUGAGCUUGGUAUGAAUGAAGUGUAUAUUCUAUUUUAAUAAAUGCUGCUUUGUCUGUAAAUAUCUAGUAGUUUUAAGUAUGAAUAAAAAAUUUAUAGCGGGACGUGGUGGAGCACACCUGUAAUCCCAGCACUUGGGAGGCUGAGGCAGGAGAAUGGCUGCAAGUUCAAGGCCAGCCUAAGCUACAAAGUGAGUUCAAGGCCAGCCUGAACUGUAUAGCUGAGAGCUUUUCUCAAAAAGACCAAAAGUAAAAAGAUGUGCUCAAUUUUUUAACACUAAUAAGUAAUCAGAAAAGCAGUUGUCUAUUAAGAUCAACAUGAUUAUUUUUCAUAGAUGAAUGAGAAUUUACACAAAUUAGAAAUUAAAAAUACAGUUUGUUGACUUGUCACUUUUGCUGACCAUCUGUGACGCUAGAUAUUUGAGAUUUUCCAGAAAUGUCCGAGACUUUGAAGUAAGAACAGGAAAAAAUACUAGAACAGCGUAAGUGUGAAUAACAAGCUCACAUGAAAAGACAUGGAUAACUUACAAAUAUCUAUGAUGAAAAUGAGUGUUUAGGAACAGUGGGUCCUGCCCUCUCCCUCUGUUAUGAAUGUUUUCUGCAGUUGCCACUGGUGGUCUGUCCCUACCUUCAGUGAUCGGGAGAUGAAUUUCUCUGGAGUCCAUCUUUUGAAGCCAGUUUUCACCUUUUUUGUUGGGGGACUGAAUGAGAGAGCCACCAUGUGAGGCUGCUGGAAGAAGUAUGUUUGUGGUUCCACACUUACCUGACAGUUGAGCAAGUGUCUGAGCACAACUGAGCAUGGAAACGAGUCCCAGUGUGGCUGCAGCAUAGGUAACAGACCUUCCUGUUCCCUUGCAUCAUUCUAGUUUCUGGGCCGCAUUUGCUGUCUGUCGCUGGGACUGCAGCCAGGCCGGGCAAGGCUAGGGCUGCCAAGUGCACCCAGGCUGUGCAGGUUUGACACAGUCUUCUGAGGAUGUGCAUGUGUACCGGCUGGCUAAGACGUGCCUUUUUAUUCUGUUCACUACUGCAAAGACUGAUUUGGUUUCUAAAAAUUAAAAAUAUCUUACAAUAUGCUUUUUAUUUUUUACAUAUAAAUGAAUAUGAUUUAGCUUGUUCUAAAAGUUUGAAAACAUUGUGCAUAUCAGUUUUCCUUGAAAGUGGUAACCAGGUAUUUCUUGUAGCCAGAUAGGACUUUAGAGAAUUCAUAAAUGAGGAUGAAGACGUUUUAUCUGUUGUCAGAAUUGAACAUAAAGCUUGUACCUGCAGCCUAUACAGAGCGCAAGGCACAUGCUGAGGCAGGCAGUGGAGGCCCCGCUGCCCUCCUGCCUUGCUGCUCAGUGGCACGUGUGUAUUACAAACCUGCUUCUGGUCUGAAUGUUAAAAUAAAUUUGCUUCCUGUACACUUUUGUAGUCUUGCAUCACUGUUCUCCUCUCAGCUGGCUUACUUCAUGCUUCAUGAGUGAUCACUAGAAUUCCACUAAAGAUUUUUUUUUUAAGAAAUUUACCAUGUAUAUUUAGCUGUCAUAGUUAUUUUUCUAUUAAAAUGUAAACAUUUUUAUAUAA